Molecule: messenger RNA, 1332 nt
Organism: Theileria equi strain WA
Lineage: Eukaryota; Apicomplexa; Aconoidasida; Piroplasmida; Theileriidae
Exons: 3
Coding region: 1-1332 (443 amino acids)
Source: RefSeq, a predicted model, not a curated record
AUGGAAAAACUAUCAAGAACGGAAACGGAAUAUUACUUCGAAGUAGAUGGUAAGCGUUGGUGGGUUUUGAGUUCAUCCAGUGAUGACUGGAAAGUGUUGUCAAACGAUGAUGCUUACAAACUGGGACUAUUUGCAGCAGUUACAUCGCAAGAAUGUGAAUUCAUAGAUACUAACAUAGAAGCAUACAAAGAGGCAGUCUCUGAGAUUGUUGAAAGCCUAGAUAAACAACUACAAAUUAAAAAUGCAGUAGAUGCUGUAGAAAGUAUUCAUGAGGUUGGUACACCUGACAUAGUGAAUUUAAAUGGCUCGGAUCGGUGUAUAUUGAAGCCCAAAGAAUCCAUUCAUGAAAAUGAGGUUAUCUCUACUCAACUUCCAAAUCAGGAUUUGCCACAAAAUUCACCUGUAAAAGGUCCUAAAGAUAUUUUAUCGGAAGAUAAUUUGAAAAUGAUAAGUGGUUCAGUGGAAGAUGAACGCGUUAUACCAAAAAAGGCUCCAUUGCCGGUAAAGACAGCUCCACUACCUACAGGUAAAAUUCCAUUACCCGCGAAAAAGGUCCCUCUUCCAACCAAGAAAGUACCGUUGCCAGUGAAUAAGACACCCUUGUUAGUUAAUAAGGCGCCUUUACCCUUAAAGACACCUAUACCCAAAACUAUAGAUCAGAAACCAAUAAAACAGGGAGAAGAGGAAUCUGCUAAUGAUGCUACUCCGGAACCAAUUGCAAAUGAACCUGAGCUUAGCAGAAGAGAUACUUUGAAAAAUCAAAUUAGCGACCUUAUAGCUAGUACUUCUAAUAUGAAGGAAUGCUACAGAGCACAACGCAGGCAAACAGAACCCAUGAAAGAGAAAACAACGACUCUAAGAAGCACGGCUAGAAGGUUGACCUAUGCAAAUAACGGGGGAUUAGCGGGGUGUUUAAAGACUGUAGCGGAGGAAAGAGAGAAAAUGGGUGCAGAACCGGAGUUCAUAAAGACUAGGGACAAUAAACUUGAUAAGAUGAUACAAAGGGCAAGAAAUAUGGCUGCAAAGACACUAAGUAGUGAAAAGAUGAAAGACGCCGCAGAAGCACUGAGAAAAGGACUCGAAAAUAAGAAAUCACCAACUAAUAAGAUCUUUGUCAGACCGCGUGGAUCUAUAAAUGUUAACGAUCUCAAACCAGCCAAAACUAUGUACGAAGUCACAUUUGAGGCUUCUUCUGAUUCAUCGGAAGACUGUGAAUCUAAAAAUAUGGCGAUUCAACCUCCAAUUCCUCCGCAACAAAGGCAAGGAAUGGACCAAAUACUGGCAGAGCGACCCUCCAUACGCAGGAAAACUGUAGUUUUAAACGAAGACUAG